AUGGCUAGGAACAAGAUUAAAUAUGAAGACAUCUGGGUGGCAGCUGCUACCAUUGCUACCAACUGCAUCAACUACCUGCAGAAAUUAUAUUGUCAUGGGAAGCGUCCUGAUAUCCUUCACAGUACAUCCCAUAGUCUUCCCAGAAAAAUCAAGUAUGCACUCAUCCAUUGGAUUCCUCCACCAAAUGGGGGAAUUAAAGUUAACACAGAUGGUAGCUUUUCUAAUCCUUAUGCUGGUAUUGGAGGGGUGUUCAGAAAUAAUAAUGGAAAGUGUUUACUCUAUUGUCAUUCUCCUGUUAUUGCUAGGGACCCUCUGGAGGCUGAAACAGUGGCUAUUUUUUGGGCUAUGUUUAUGGCCCAAAAGUGUAGCUUCACCUCACUUAUCUUAGAAUCUGACUCCAGGGUCCUUAUUGAUAUUAUUGAAGGGAGGUUACCUACUCCUUGGUACCUGUUGCAGUGGAUUGAGAUGAUUCACUCCUUGGGAGAGGGUAUCAGAUCCGCACACUCCCAUAUAUAG
Phalaenopsis equestris is the source of this 516-nucleotide messenger RNA. RefSeq lists its product as uncharacterized. Gene Ontology annotation, molecular function: RNA-DNA hybrid ribonuclease activity; nucleic acid binding. The coding region runs from base 1 to 516 and encodes 171 amino acids. NCBI's taxonomy places the organism in Eukaryota, Viridiplantae, Streptophyta, Magnoliopsida, Asparagales, Orchidaceae. The record is from RefSeq and is a predicted model, not a curated record. The transcript has a single exon.